Arthroderma uncinatum is the source of this 1140-nucleotide messenger RNA. Its product is annotated as NAD dependent epimerase/dehydratase family protein. Bases 1 to 1140 code for a protein of 379 amino acids. The transcript has 3 exons. The record is from RefSeq and is a predicted model, not a curated record. NCBI's taxonomy places the organism in Eukaryota, Fungi, Ascomycota, Eurotiomycetes, Onygenales, Arthrodermataceae.
AUGUCGGGUGAUACUACCAACAAGCCUAGCGUGGUGGUUGUUGGCGGGCUAGGUUUCAUCGGCCGCCAUCUCAUCCAUUACAUACACAAGAAUGACCUCGCCUCAGAGCUACGGGUGGUGGACAAACUGCUACCGCAGCUGGCCUGGCUUUCACCCGAGAUCACCGAAGCCUGCAAGGACCGUUUCGUCCAGGCGGAUGCAAGCCGUGAGCAGUCACUCCCCCGCGUCUUUGACCGUGCAAACGGCGGCCAGUUCGACCUUGUGAUAAAUUGCGGUGGUGAAUCCCGAUACUCCCACCCAGACGACGUCUACCGUCUACGCAGCCACGCACUAUCCGUGGCUCUCGGAAAAGAAGCUGCUCGACGAGGAAUCAAGGCCUUUGUCGAAUGCUCGUCUGCCGCAAUUUACAAGUUCGACGAGAAACCACGCAAGGAGACAGACAAGCUGAAGCCAAUCCAGAGACUCACCAAGUGGAAAGUCACUACAGAAGAAGAGCUCGGGAAGAUAGAAGGCUUGAACCUCGCCAUAUUACGAUUCCCCUAUGUAUACGGUGACUAUGACACCGGUCUCCUAACGUCUGUCAUCUGCGUUGGAAGAACGUACAAGGAGAUAGGCCGCCCUCUGACCUUCUUAUACGCCAAAGAACGACCUUUGAACACCGUCUGGGUAGAAGACGCUGCCCGCGCACUCUGGACGGCCGCGACAUGGCGAGCCUCCAAGGGCCCUCUACCUCCAAACCAAGACCCGCCAGCCUUCCCUACCACCUUCAACAUCGUCGAUCACAACAUCACGCUAAAAGGUGACCUUGCAGACGCCCUCGAACGUAAUUUCGGCAUCAAAUGCGAAUUUCUCGGAUCUCUAAUGAGCCAAUUCGCUAAAAUGAACCAGGAGCAAAUCCUAGACGAGAUGAACGAGGAAACUCUAGAAGUCUGGUCUGAACUAUUACAGGCUAAAGGAAUCACGACGUCUGGACCUAUCAGCCCCUUUCUGGAAAAGGAAGUUCUCAAGGACACCGAUACGACCAUCGACGGAUCCCUAUUUGAACAGACGACGGGCUUUACAUAUUUGAAGGAGAAGCUUGAUCCGGACUGGCUUAGUAGUGUUAUCAAAAGUUACGAACGGAUGAACUGGUGGCCUUAA